Eupeodes corollae is the source of this 1102-nucleotide messenger RNA. Its product is annotated as serine protease snake-like. Gene Ontology annotation, molecular function: serine-type endopeptidase activity. The transcript has 8 exons. The record is from RefSeq and is a predicted model, not a curated record. Bases 1 to 897 code for a protein of 298 amino acids. Lineage: Eukaryota; Metazoa; Arthropoda; Insecta; Diptera; Syrphidae. Gene Ontology annotation, biological process: proteolysis.
AUGAAUUCGAUAGAAUCAUCGGCGGCAACGGUUUCGGCGGUAUUUAUUGGAUUUCAAGUUUUUCUAUUGAUAUUUGUUGUUGAUUGUGAGGAAUCAUCAAUUAACUAUGCAGCAUACGGUCCUGCUUCUGCGUAUGUUAUAGCGGGGGGACAACCCUCACUUCCUGGAGAGUUUCAAUUCAUGGCAGCAUUGGGAUGGUUUGACGAUUCCGGAAAGCUUAAGUAUCAUGGCGCUGGAAUGGUUAUAAGUCCAAGAUUUAUUUUAACGGCUGCUCAUUGUGUUUAUAAAGAUGGUAAACUUCCUGAUACAGUUUUUAUAGGAGGUGGAUCUUUGUCCGAAAAUGCUACUUUAAAGUAUACAAAACAUUCAAUUGCUAAUGUGACAAUUUUUCCAAAAUAUGAUCCGAAUCAAGGAUACGAUGACAUUGCAAUACUUGAAUUAACUAAACCAACUUGGUUUCCAUCAAUUUGUUUAUGGACGAGUCCACAUUUACCAAGUAAUGACGUUACGGCUAUUGGAUAUGGAUUGACUGAAUUUGCUGGAAUGGGUUCUCAAGAAUUACUGAAAGUCAACUUGACAAUUUUUUCAUCUGACUACUGUGAACCAUUUUUCAAACGUCAAAGAAAAUUCAAAAUGGGCCUAUCGGAUGACCACAUCUGUGCUGGUGAUAAAGAAGGCAUCAGAGACACUUGUCAGGGUGAUUCUGGUGGACCACUAAUUAUAAGGCACAACAAUGAAAUGUUCGCCAUCGGGAUAACGUCUUCAGGACAGGCUUGCUCGGGAUUACCGCCAGCGAUUUAUACAAAAAUCUAUCCAUACUUAAAAUGGAUACGUAUUGUUUUGGGUGAACAAGGAGAGUUUAUAACAGUGUGUGAUGAUGAUAGAAUAUAUCAAUAGUAGCGUACGAUGAACAUCUCCAUUUUUAAAGAAACAAAAUAACCUUUUUAUUCGAUGCAAUUUAUUCUUAUGCAUUUUAUAGUAUUAAUGUUCUUUUGUAUUUGAUUGCAAAUUAUUCGUCUAUUCAAAAAAUAUAAAAAUGAUACGAAUCUAUUCCUUUUGAAAAUCUGACAUUAUUAAAUGAAUGUUAGCUCACAAUUUUACU